This is a messenger RNA of Closterium sp. NIES-67, 3253 nucleotides long. The record is from the annotation of a GenBank genome assembly. Lineage: Eukaryota; Viridiplantae; Streptophyta; Zygnematophyceae; Desmidiales; Closteriaceae.
GCAACGAUGCUACCCAACUGGGACGAUACAGGAGAUAUCCCAGUGGAGACACUCGCACGAUUCGAGAAGGAUGUGAAGCGGACCGACACCGGGUUCCUGGCCAUAGCAACAGAGGUGGAGAAUGACGGAGAGAAAGCCUCGGAAACUCCAGAAAAAAUCAAGGAAAUACUGAAGGAGUUCCAAGACAUUCUUCCUGACGAUCUUCCGAACGAGCUACCGCCAUACCGAACGCAUCAACACGAGAUCGUGGAGGAACCGGGUUCGAAGCCGACCUUCCGAGCACCAUACCGGCUCAGCCCUACGGAGCUGACCGACAUGAAGAAGCAGAUCGAGUAUCUCCUAGCCAAAGGACUCAUCCGACCAUCUACUUCGCCAUACGGUGCCCCAGUACUCUUCACACCGAAACCGGACGGAAGCCUGCGCAUGUGCAUCGACUACCGAGCUCUUAACAAGCAGACCAUCAAGAAUAAAUAUCCGAUACCGCAAAUCGAUGACCUGCUUGACCAGCUUCGGGGAGCUACGGUAUUUUCCAAACUGGAUCUGCGGUCCGGAUACUGGCAGAUACGGAUGGGGGACAACUCUAUCCACAAAACUGCUUUUCGAACUCGGUACGGAUCGUACGAGUAUUUGGUCAUGCCGUUCGGACUCACCAACGCGCCGGCAACGUUCCAAGCCGAAAUGAACCACAUUCUACGACCACUUCUAGACGAAUGCGUGGUGGUGUACCUGGACGACAUACUCAUCUACUCGCGCGACAUGAAGCAGCACGUCGAACACCUGCGACGCGUCUUCGAAAUUCUUCAACGAGAACGAUUCUACGUCAAACUGUCCAAGAGCGAAUUCGCCCUGGAGAAACUCCAAUUUCUAGGACACUUGGUGAGCGCUCAAGGAGUUCACGUCGACCCCAAGAAAUUCGAAGCCGUACGUACGUGGAAGACACUCGAGAACGUGAAGGAGUUGCAGCAGUUUCUAGGCUUCGCUAAUUACUACAACAGGUUCGUGCCACAGUAUGCGAAACUCGCGACACCACUCACGAAUCUGCUGAAGAAGAACAUGCCCUACAAAUGGGAGACGAAGCACCAGGAAGCCGUGGAGCAGCUGAAACAAGCACUAACGUCCGCACCGGUGCUCAUCUUGCCAGAUCCCGAACGUGACUACGUCAUUGAAGCAGACGCCAGUGAUCAGGCCGUGGGUGCAGUCUUGAUGCAAGACCAGGGGAAUGGACUGCAACCAAUUGCCUACCUCAGCAAGAAACUGCACGGGGCAGAACUCAACUACCCGAUACACGACAAAGAGGCUCUUGCUAUCAUCAUCGCCUUCAAAGCGUGGAGAUGCUAUCUCGAAAGACGAAGAACGACCGUCUACACCGACCACUGCAGCCUGAAAUAUUUGAAGAAACAACCCAACCUUUCCAGGCGGCAGGUCCGGUGGAUCGACUUCCUCGAGACACACUUCCACUACGACAUCGUGUACAAGCCCGGCCACAAGAACAAAGCAGACGCUCUCAGCCGGCCUGCACACGUUGCCGCGAUUCAGGUCGAAGGGAUGAAUCCACUACUCAAGGGACUCUUCACCCACGGGUACGCCAUCGACCCCGAAAUUUCCUUGGCAGAAAAGCGACAUCUGCUACAGUGGGACAGUGACAUCGCGUACCGGAAAGGAUCAACAAAAAUCUGGGUACCCAAUUACCCUCCUUUGCGCCAGUUACUACUCGAAGAAUACCACGACGUCCUGUACGCCGGACACUUCGGUAGCAACAAGACGCUCACCGGUAUUGCCAAACACUACUACUGGCCCCAUAUGGCAGACGACGUCCUGAAAUUCGUCACCUCGUGUGAUACAUGUCAGCGGAUGAAGAGCAGCAAGCAGAAAAAGGCGGGACUACUACAGCCUCUUCCUGUCCCAGAACAACCAUGGCAAGUGGUUAGCCUGGACUUCAUUACCGGGUUACCACCUACCUCCAGCGGUCAUGACGCCAUCCUUGUCGUCAUUCACAAGUUCUCCAAAAUGGGACACUUCAUCCCGACACACACGACGGCAUGCACCGAGGAGACAGCACAGCUCUUCGUUCGUCACAUCAUCUCACAGCAUGGCAUCCCAACUACACUCAUCUCCGACCGAGACCCCAAGUUCACUAGCAAGUUCUGGAAGGAACUUAUGUCUCUGCUCGGCACCAAACGCGCCAUGUCAUCCGCAUACCAUCCGCAGACAGACGGACAGACCGAGCGCCUCAACCAAAUUGUUGAGCAACUCCUCCGAGCAGCCUGCAAGGACGACAUCUCCAAAUGGGACUUGCACCUGCCCGUACUCGAGUUUGCUUACAACAAUGCCACACAUGCCGCUACUGGACAGACGCCGUUCUUCCUCUGCUACGGACGCCACCCAAUCACACCACAAAAACCGACAGCAUCACCUACAGUCCAACCCGCACAUGAUUUCAUUACAACCAUGCAUCAACUUUGGGAUCGGACCCAUAAGCGCCUCCUUGACAUUCAACAGCAACAGAAGCGCCAGGCCGAUCGCCAUCGCAACGACCACACCAUUUCCGUGGGAGACCAGGUGCUCCUCGACACCCGCAACCUGGACAUCAGCCAUCUCCCAUCUAAACUUCGACCUCGCUUCUGCGGGCCUUUCCUCGUUGAAGCACAGGUCACUCCUGUUACCUUCCGCUUACGCCUGCCAGCUACCUGGAAGAUUCACAACGCCUUCCACGUCCAACUUCUGAAGCCCUAUCGGGACCCGAACACAAUUUUCGUCGGACGCCAACCGCCGCCGCCACCGCCCGUCCUCGUCCAGAAUGAACCCGAGUACGAGGUCGAGUCCGUGCUCGCACACCGCCGUCGUCGGAAUGGCACCGUGGAGCUUCUUAUCCGUUGGAAGGGUUAUGAUCCUUCUGAGGACAGCUGGGUACCUGAGUCCGACAUGGGUAACGCCCGUCGUCCUCUGCAUGACUACCUUAAGUUGGUGAAGGAUGGGAGCCUGAAGGGCUUGGAGGUGAAAGGGGAAGUGAAGGAGAUUGGGAGCUGCCCUACAUGCUUGGAGACCAAGUUCUCCAAGUUCCCCUUCAACAAUGAGGUGCAGCAGCCUUCAAGACAGGUGGAGGUUGCAGUGUCAGAGGAGGAGAUGUCUGGGGUGACUGAGGAAGGGGGAGCAGCUGAAGUGGAGCAGCAGCAGCAGCAGCAUGAGUCUCCACCUCGAGUUCCACACCCGCCUGAGCAUUCUUGAACUUUGAUUGAACUCUUGAGAUUGAGUU